Messenger RNA from Oncorhynchus gorbuscha (pink salmon), 1883 nucleotides. Its product is annotated as peripheral myelin protein 22-like. The transcript is spliced from 5 exons. Gene Ontology annotation, cellular component: plasma membrane. The record is from RefSeq and is a predicted model, not a curated record. Lineage: Eukaryota; Metazoa; Chordata; Actinopteri; Salmoniformes; Salmonidae. Bases 255 to 725 code for a protein of 156 amino acids.
CCGAGCUGCGUUGGUGGAGUUCUCCACAGGCAUAUCGAGCUGCGUUGGUGGAGUUCUCCACAGGCAUAUCGAGCUGUUUUGAUCAUGCAUUGAUUUGCAUUUCGUUUUAUAUCUCAACUCGGCUACUCACUUGUCGUUUCAAAACGUCUAUGGAAACUUUCUAAGUAGAGUGCGACUGUUGUUGUUUAUAUAUUUUAUUUUUUUCCCAACGAUGUGCUCUCUGCUGCAUUAAUAAUAUUGAUAUCUAUCAGAAAAUGCUGCUCAUCCUGCUCGGAGUGCUCAUCUUGCACCUCAUCAUCCUGGUCUUACUGUUUGUCUCAACAAUUGCCAAUGCCUGGACUGUAGGAGGAACCAAGAAUACUGACCUGUGGUACAGCUGUCUCACUACUAACGCAGGAUAUCACUGCAGUUCUGCCAGCAAUGAAGACUGGAUCCAGGCGGUUCAGGCCCUCAUGGUCCUGUCAGUGCUGUUCUGCCUCUUCUCUCUGGUCUUCUUCAUGUGUCAGCUCUUCACCCUGGUCAAAGGAGGACGCUUUUUCUUCACCGCCGUCUUCCAGAUACUCGCCAGUCUGUUUGUGAUGUGUGGAGCUAUAAUCUACACAGUAAUGAGUCCGGAUGGGGAGGAGGAUGCUGCGUUUGGCUUUGCCUACAUCCUGGCCUGGGUGUCCUUCCCUCUGUGUCUGGUCAGUGGUCUCAUCUACAUCGUACUGAGGAAGAGGGAAUGAGAGAGGGAUGGAGGCGGAGGUUAAGACCUCACACCACCACCAGCAGAACACAGCACUGUGCCCCAGGGUUGGGGUCAAUUCCAUUUGAAUUCCAGUCGAUUCAGGAAGUACACUAACAUUCCAGUUCUCUUCAAUGCUUCUUAUUGAGGUUUACUUUCUGAAUUGAUAGAAAUCCAAAUGGAAUUGACCCCAACCAUGCUGUGCCCACUGACCACCAGAGGAGGCUGUUGAGGGGAGGAUAAAUGGCUCACAUAGUGUUUGUUUUCCAUCAAAUACUUUGAGUAUUCGAUUAGAUUGAGUGUUUGCACUUUUGGGAUUAUUCCAUUGGUUUCAUUUGUGCCAGGCAAGCUCCAUCAAGCCCAGCUAAGGCAUUUGUAAGAAAACAAAUCAUAUUUGAACCCAAGUCUACAUUAUACAUACCAAUCACAGGUGGUCAUGACUAAAGUGGAAUCACUGGAAUGGUUUCAAAUACAUCAAACACAUGGAAACCAUGGAAACCAUGGAAACCAUGGAAACCGUUCAAUAUGCUCCAGUUCCAUCUUUUAUUAUGAGCCGUCCUCCCAUCAGCAGCCCCCACUGACAGCCAUGUGUGAGUAAACUACAGAGGAGAACAGACAGUCCAUGUUACAGUGUAAAGAUGUACAUAGUGUCUAUGGUUUUAGACAUAUUUAUAACAUUUUUUACAUGACCUUUUGUACAUAGUGUUGAGCUCAGUUCGUUGUCAGAGCUUGUUUUUUCCAUAUUUUCUCCUCUGUGCCAAAGAGAUAAAGCUGUGAUUUCAGCUUUUAGUAAAAAAGACAACACGUUUAAAGCCUUUUAAACAAUUACUUGGCUUUACUAUAGUGUAGUGUCAAUGCCUAGCUUGUCAUUGUCAAGCCAAACAACACCAUUCCAUAAAUAGUUGUCCAGAAGGCCAGAACAGGCAAUCAGGCUUCUCAAAUCCUUCAGACAAAAGUGAAUCCAUACACAACAUCAGUUUCCUUGAUGAAGUGAAAAUGAGGAAGUGUUUCAGUAGAACCAACAAAUGAUAAUUGUGUUAAUAACCAUUACGACUUUGUCUCUGUCCUGUCCUGUAUUGUCUAUUAAGAUUCUGAAGUGAAAAUGAGGAAGUGUUUCAGUAGAACCAACAAAUGAUAAUUGUGUUAAUAACUUUUGUCU